Molecule: messenger RNA, 1137 nt
Organism: Colletotrichum chrysophilum
Lineage: Eukaryota; Fungi; Ascomycota; Sordariomycetes; Glomerellales; Glomerellaceae
Exons: 1
Coding region: 1-1137 (378 amino acids)
Molecular function (GO): methyltransferase activity
Source: RefSeq, a predicted model, not a curated record
AUGACCGAUCAACAGCAACAAGGCGCCGCGGAGGCUGCUGCCGCGCCUGCUGCCACUGCUUCUCCCACUGCAACCUCGCCCACUCCCGUUGCCACGAUUACGGCAGCGCAAGCCACAGCCGCCGCAGCUGCGACAGGCGCCGCCGACAUCGAAGCCGACGAACCUGCUGAUAGCGAUGAUGCCUCCUCAGUCGCCGGCUUCUCGCGGGUCACCGAGUCACAGGCCUCGCUGAGAUCAAGCAUUCUCAACUACCGCCGCGAGAACGGCCGUACCUACCACCGCCUUAGCGAGGGUAAAUACUACCUGCCUAACGAUGCCUGCGAGCAGGACCGUCUCGAUAUUAUCAACCACCUCUGGGCAAUCGUAUUCGACGACGGCUUCUGCUCCUGCCCCAAGAACGACGGUGCCAAACGUGUUCUUGAUCUCGGUACCGGCACCGGCGCCUGGGCCAUGGAUUAUGCGGACGCGUAUCCCGACGCCCACGUUAUUGGCGUCGACCUUAGUCCAAUCCAGCCAGCCUAUGUGCCACCCAACUGCGCAUUCGAAGUUGACGACGUGGACAAGGAGUGGACCUGGUCCCAGCCGUUCGACUUUAUCCUCAGUCGCAACAUGAACAUGUCCUUCACAGCCGAGGGAUGGGAAAACAUGAUGAGGCAAGCCUACGACGCGCUUGAGCCCGGCGGCUAUCUUGAGAUCCAGGACAGCCGCUGGCCACUUACCUCCGACGACGGUUCUCUGACCGAGGACCUCCCAUUAUUCAAGUGGAGCCAAAUGUUGACCGAAGCUGCCGACAAAAUUGGACGCCCAGCAAACAUCACCGAGACUUUCGACGACGUUAUGAGAAAGGUUGGCUUCGAGGAUGUUCGGAAGACGCGCAUUCGCUUCCCCAUGUCGCCAUGGCCCAAGGACCCGAAGCUCAAAGACAUAGGUAUGUGGACUCAGGCGUCCCUUCUCCCUGGCCUUGAGGGCAUGUCUCUUGCUCUCAUGACUCGAGAGAUGGAUUGGUCCAAGGAGGAAACGAUGAUUCUGUGCGCUCAGGUUCGAAAGGAUUUGAGUAAUCCCAAAAUCCACGCCUAUUGGAAUGGAUAUGUGAUUUACGGGCGUAAACCUCUGGAUGCUGAGAAGGAAGAUGCCUAA